AUGCACAAAAGCAGCCUUGUCGGCAGGCGUGCGCUCACUGUCGCUGGCACAGAGCCGUAUAUUUGCCCAACAUGCCUGGUCAAAGCAUCAGCAGGCGUGCGAGCUGCACCGGUGGAUGGAGCUCGGAGAAGCAUUAGCAACAGCAGCGCGAGCGACAGGAGACAGCGGAGCCGGCUUGCUCAUUCACAGCAGACAGUGCGAACGUCCGGAACAAGAAGGCACGCUUCGCAUGGCUCGCUAGCCUCUGCCACUGCUAUCAAUGCGCCCACUACAGUGCCGGCCGCGUAUCGCGACCUUCACCAGAGAUUGUCGGCACUGAAGGCCGAAGCAGGCACAUAUAUCAGCCUAUCACGACUAGAGCUAGCUAUACGGAGCUUAGAGAGCGAUACGCCAGUCACAAGAAUAGCGCUACUAGGACUGGGUAUCAAUGGAGCACAAGCAGCAAGGAAGCUAGCACGGGUCCUGCUAAGCGAUGCCCUGGGCGACAAACAAGAAUGGGAGCAAGAUAUAUUGCGUAGCGGACAGGACGGUCGGAGUCUUCUGCUACGAUACGGGGAUGUUGAGGACACGGUGCAGCAGAGUCCGCUCAUGCAGACAUUGAGUUUACCUUCGCCUUUUCUCCGACGGCAUAAUGUUGAGAUACUGGUGACGACAUUCAACACGUCCGUUGCGGCGGACGGUGUCAGCGAUGCGGAGAUUGAGGAGGCCCUUCUGGUGCCUUCCCUGGUCACGCCGAACUCAAGCGCUGGCAGGGUGGGCUUCGUGCGAUACCCUGUGCACAAGGCUUUAGUAGUGGCCGAGGGCAUUACUGGAGCUGUAGAGUAUGGAAGACUACCUCGGUUUCUGGACAAGGCAGAGCUCAUACAUGCUGCUUUGAGUCUGCCCUUACGCUCUUCGACAGGCGAGAAGAGUGCUGAGCAGACGGCCACGGACAAUGUCAUCGACAUUGACCUUGCCACCCACGCUCUUGGUUUGUUCCGUGCGAACAAGGCGAACGGUGCACAGUUCAGCGAGGAGUGGCAAACAAGCCGCAUGUCCACACUUUCGCAAUGGAUAUCUGGACCGCGGGAAGCCGAGCAGGAGGGGUUCAAGCCUUCUAUGCGCAGUCUCAUGGACUCAGUGCUACUUACAGGCUUGGCAGCCAUCGAGCAAGCCGAAAGGACACAAAUAGCCUCCAACAAGCGCACCACAGUGCCCGAAGCCACGCGCACAAGACUCAACUCCCUCAUCUCCCACUUCGCCGCCGACUGGCACCGCGACCUUCAAACAAAUCUCCAAACAGCACUAGAAUCCCGAACAUGGAGCCGAACAGCCUGGUUUCGUCUCCUCUGGCGCAUCGACGACGUUUCAGUCUCUGCCUCCGACGUCCUUCGCCUAAGCUGGUUGACAGAAGCCGAGCAAACCCUAGCCUUCCUGAGCGGCCGUAUCGAAGAAGCCGGUCUGGCCACAUCUGACCAACUGCGCGGCGCAGGCACCGCUACAUCAAACGCCGUGGAAGCUGCUAAUCAAGUAGAGGUCCAAGUGAUUGAUCUACAACCUCAGCGUAGCCAAGUCAUUAGCAUACCAACACAAGACGCCCGCCUCGACGCUGAUAUUAUGCAAGUCGAAAGCCUAGCCCAGCGGAUCAAGGCCCAAACAGGCGUGAACGCAAUGUUCGACCCUCCCUGGCCACGAACGAUAAAUCUCGCUCGGCAGCAAAUGCUUCACUCCGACGUCCCGCAAUUUCAUCGGAAAGCCCAAGCGCUCCUUCUCUCGACUCUGAGUACAGCAGGGGGCUCGACAGCUCUGGGAGCCUGGAUCUGGCUUGCUACGAACGGAGCAGGAAUACAGUCUGCGGGCGCUCUAGCUGCUUUGGGUAUCGUCUGGAGUCUGCGACGCUUGCAGUCAUUGUGGGGGAAAGAACGGGAAGCGUUCGCAACGAGCCUGAAGGAGAACGGACGGACUGUGCUGGCAGAUGUUGAGCUGCAUCUUCGCAAGCUCGUCAUGGAGGGAGGCAGGACGGAGACCAGAGCAGAAGCUCUCCGGGAUUGGCAGCAGGCUCGUGCUGCGCUGCAGAGCUGUAGGGAGGCGGCUGAGAAGAUCAAGUGA
This is a messenger RNA of Recurvomyces mirabilis, 2088 nucleotides long. RefSeq lists its product as uncharacterized. The record is from RefSeq and is a predicted model, not a curated record. NCBI's taxonomy places the organism in Eukaryota, Fungi, Ascomycota, Dothideomycetes, Mycosphaerellales, Teratosphaeriaceae. Bases 1 to 2088 code for a protein of 695 amino acids. The transcript has a single exon.